AUGGCCGAGUCGUCUCAUUCAGCAAUAGCAUUAGGGUGUUCUGUGGCCAUCGUCUCGUCGGCAAUACAGGCGUUUGGAGUCGCACUACAGCGGAAGUCGCAUUUGUUGACCCAUGAGCCGUUUUCGCAGGGCAUCCUGGUUGGAGCAACUGGUGGUGGCUGUUGCCACGAUGCACAGCCACACAGUCAAAAGUACAGGCGAAAUAUGUGGUACCUAGGGUUUGGCUUGUUCAUAGUGGCCAACGUGCUCGGAUCGGUAGCGCAGAUGUCGACUUUGCCCUUGAUUAUCCUUUCCCCGCUCCAAAGCAUCGGCCUCAUCUUCAACUCGAUGUUUAGUUGUUUGAUGCUCCCAGGAGACCAGUUUUCCAGGAAAUUGUGGAUUGGCACCGCGGUUAUCGCUUGUGGUGCCUUUAUCAUUGCAAACAACGGCGCCGUGGAACCACUACCAGAGCAACAGCCCCCACUCUCCACCGAUGACAAGUUUCGACAAGUGAUUCUGCAGUUAUUGGACCCCUUUUUCGCGGCAUGGUUUGUCAGCACUUUUGCCGUGAUGGGUUGCCUAUUGCUCUUGAACAAGAUCUACUUGAAUCGGAAAAUCAGCGAAACCCACCAACGCCGUCAAAAAUACUCGAUCCGCAACGGUAACCAGGAUGUCUUGUUGGUAAAGUUCAACAAGUUCCAGUUUUGGAAAGGCAUCAAUUACGGCGUCAUUAGCGGAACUUUGACUGCUCACACGUUUUUAUUUGCAAAGUCAAUUAUAGAUGUCAUCAUCGAGUCCAUUAUGAACAAGAAAAAUGGCGCCAAGGAUAUUUUCAGUUUCACUGAUGCUGCUCCCUGGUUGCUUCUCGUGCUGAUGCUAUCCAUAGUUGCACUUCAGUUGACGGCGUUCAAUUUGGGACUUGCAGAGAUCACCACCGCUGUGUUGUACCCUUUGUGCUUUUUGGUGUACAACUUGGUCAAUCUCAUCAAUGACUUGAACUUCAACAAACUUCUCAGUGACCACAGGAUCUCCUAUUUGCAACUUGCAUGGAUUUUAAUUGGGUUGUUGGCGGUUUUAUGUGGAGUCGUCUUGUUGAGCUGGGACACGCCAUCUCAGCAAGAGAACUACAAGACAAUGGCUGCAUCUCAUCGGCAUGGUGCUCUUGCCGAUGAAGAGCUCGGCAAUGGCAUGAUCAAACUUCGAAACUCCUUUGAUCGACACAUGAUCAAACACGACCCAGCAAGCGAGCGCACAGCAUUGAUAGAUAAUGGCUCAUCUGGCAAUUCAUUGGAUUCCAUAACUUACCUGGCGAGCUCGUCAGAUUUUGACUGCGAGAACCGGAGUAUAUCCGUGCACGAAGAAGCUUUGUUCGAGGAAACUGAAGCUACGGAUGAAAUGGAUACUACAACCGUGGCUGGCAGCAACGACAACAACAACAACAACAACACCACCACCAACUUAACCGGUGGCUCCUCCAGGCGCGAGCGUCUGCUCACUUUUGAACAAAACCAGCUACUAACUCUGUUUGACAUUUUAAAGAGCUAA
Messenger RNA from Lodderomyces beijingensis, 1524 nucleotides. The record is from the annotation of a GenBank genome assembly. Lineage: Eukaryota; Fungi; Ascomycota; Pichiomycetes; Serinales; Debaryomycetaceae.